Rhinichthys klamathensis goyatoka is the source of this 1726-nucleotide messenger RNA. Its product is annotated as SH3 domain-binding protein 4-A-like. Lineage: Eukaryota; Metazoa; Chordata; Actinopteri; Cypriniformes; Leuciscidae. The transcript has 2 exons. Gene Ontology annotation, cellular component: cytoplasm. The record is from RefSeq and is a predicted model, not a curated record. The coding region runs from base 75 to 443 and encodes 122 amino acids.
CUUCAUUUGUCUCGCUCUCUCUCUCCCAGGCUCUUCUGAAAAUAGAUUGUCAGGGUUUAGUGGCCCGGCUCAUCAUGGACUUUGUGUUGCUGACGACGGCAGUGGAAGUGGCUCCUCGCUGGAGGGAACUUGCUGAAAAACUCGCCCAUGUAUCCAAACAACAAAUGGAGGCCUAUGAGGCUCCGCACAGAGACAAAACCGGGAUGGUGGAUAGUGAAGCCAUGUGGAAACCAGCCUACGACUUCCUGUUGACAUGGGCCGCUCAGAUUGGCGACAGUUACCGCGAUGUCAUCCACGAACUGCACAUGGGGCUGGACCGGAUGAAGAAUCCCAUCACCAAACGCUGGAAACACCUCACCGGCACCCUUAUCCUAGUCAAUUGCCUCGAAUUGCUUCGAAGCUCCGCCUUUAGCCCCGCCCCUCAGGAUGACUUUGCCAUUUAGCUCCACCUCCUCACAAUCCUCGCAAAGCAACACCUCAGAGUUUCGACAUCACCUCGGAAGACUGCUAAACUUUUAACGGAUAUACACUUUUCUAUUUCACCGUCAGCUGUGAGUUUACCUCAAUCCAAUAACCGCGAGGACGUCCUGUACCCGCCCACGUCCAUAUAAGGGCAUGCGGAAAGCCAAUGAAGCCAAAACACUGAGUGUUUUAAGUGUAGCAAUUGUUUUUAGAGUUCUGAAGCUGUUUUUAUCAGUUUUGUUCUUUGCGAUAUCUAUAUUUUUUAUAUUGGAUGGCACAAAGGAAAUUUAUACAAUCACGUUUUUCAAGAACGAUUUUUUCUGAAAAAAAAAAGCAGAUUUCAUCUUGGUUCGUUACUAAAAACGAAGGUCUAUUUUGUGACGUCACGUUUACCCACGUUUGUCUUGGUCUAGCCGUUCUGUAAUUUGUUGCCAAAUGCUCGAGCUUUCCACAUUUGUGAUUUUUUUUUUUUUAUUCCACAAUCUUUAUUUGUUGUGUCAGAUUUGAUCGGUUGCUCUGUACGAGGAAGAAGACGGAUUAGUAUUACUACUAGACACAUGAAACACCACAAACUGGUUACGUGAGAGGAAGAAGCGUAUGGUGUGUUAAUGAGAUGGUAAGUUCAGACUGUGGGGAAAAAAGGAAAGGUUCAGACUGGAUCAUGUGUUUCAUCCUUUCAAGCUUUUGCAAAGUUUGCUUUUGAGAGAGAUAUCGCACCAUGUACUUGGUAUUAAAUUGCAGUGUUGCUUUAGUUUCAAUCGUGAGUCAUUCAUUCAGUGUUUUUGUCGAGAAACAAAUGCAGUCAGAUGAAUUGAUCAUAGCGUGAUUUUAUUUAAAUUAUGACUGAUGAUUUUUUUUCUUUUGUGUUCUAUAUUUUUUGUACCUGAUAUACAAUUUUUCCAAUUUUAGAUAUUUUUAUGUUUGCAGGUGUAUUUGUUUUGAAUAAUAAUCAUUUCACGGACCUGUACAUGUCAAGGAGAUUUUGUGCUGUUUAUUGUAACAGCAUGUAGGGAAAAAAAGUGAAUGUGUAUGCAAUAUAUAUAUAUAUAUAUAUAUAUAUAUAUAUAUAUAUAUAUAUAUGUAUAUCUGUGAUUCAGAGUUCUGUCACAUGUAUAACUUGUUUUUGUGUUAGCUCUUUAAGAGUGAUUGUUUGAAAAGCUAUAAUUCACACAUUGUCUUAGUUGCAGCCAAAUGUUUAGCACGAAAACUAAUUAAACAUGCUGUCCCAUGUUGUUCCCAUGGAUUCAAUAAAGCAGCUGUAAAU